This is a messenger RNA of Neurospora hispaniola, 1536 nucleotides long. Its product is annotated as osmotic sensitive-2. Bases 250 to 1323 code for a protein of 357 amino acids. NCBI's taxonomy places the organism in Eukaryota, Fungi, Ascomycota, Sordariomycetes, Sordariales, Sordariaceae. Gene Ontology annotation, molecular function: ATP binding; MAP kinase activity. Gene Ontology annotation, cellular component: cytoplasm; nucleus. Gene Ontology annotation, biological process: stress-activated MAPK cascade; osmosensory signaling pathway; cellular response to oxidative stress. The transcript is spliced from 8 exons. The record is from RefSeq and is a predicted model, not a curated record.
CACUACGCAGGCAACAUCCGACACCAGCCGACGUCGUCCGUCUCCUCAGUCUCCCUUACACAAAACACAAAGCGCCCGAUCACCGGAUCCCCUCACUGCCGCCACUGAAUCAAACCUCGCGUUUGACCUGUGUUUUCGACACUCGGCCCAUUCAGCUUGCCCGGCGCUCCCACCAGAGACAGGGCUAUUUAGUCUUCCAGCAAAUCUCACUCCGUCCUUUGUUCUGUAACAUCAACACAACACUUUACAAUGGCCGAAUUUAUCCGCGCCCAGAUCUUCGGAACUACCUUUGAGAUCACCUCGAGGUACUCCGAUCUCCAGCCUGUCGGCAUGGGAGCUUUUGGCCUUGUCUGCUCCGCGAAAGACCAGCUCACCAACCAGAAUGUCGCCAUCAAGAAGAUUAUGAAGCCCUUCAGCACACCGGUCCUCGCCAAACGCACGUACCGUGAGCUGAAGCUUCUCAAGCACUUGAGGCACGAAAACGUCAUUUCUCUGAGCGAUAUCUUCAUCUCUCCUCUCGAGGAUAUCUACUUUGUUACCGAGCUUCUCGGAACCGAUCUUCACAGACUUCUCACUUCUAGGCCUCUUGAGAAGCAGUUUAUCCAGUACUUCCUGUAUCAGAUCAUGCGCGGCCUCAAAUACGUUCACUCCGCCGGCGUUGUCCACCGUGACUUGAAACCAAGUAACAUCCUGGUCAACGAGAACUGCGACUUGAAGAUUUGCGAUUUCGGCCUUGCGCGUAUCCAGGAUCCUCAGAUGACGGGCUAUGUUUCUACUCGUUACUACCGCGCCCCCGAGAUCAUGCUCACUUGGCAAAAGUACGACGUCGAGGUCGACAUCUGGAGUGCCGGCUGCAUUUUCGCCGAGAUGCUGGAGGGCAAGCCCCUCUUCCCUGGCAAGGACCAUGUCAACCAGUUCUCCAUCAUCACCGAGCUUCUCGGCACUCCCCCAGACGAUGUCAUCAACACGAUUGCCAGCGAAAACACCCUGAGAUUCGUCAAGUCCCUUCCCAAGCGCGAGCGUCAGCCCCUGAAGAAUAAGUUUAAGAACGCCGAUUCAUCAGCUGUCGAUCUGCUCGAGCGCAUGCUUGUCUUUGACCCUAAGAAGCGGAUAACUGCCACCGAGGCCCUUUCACACGAGUACCUUGCUCCUUACCACGACCCCACCGACGAGCCGGUUGCCGAGGAGAAGUUCGAUUGGAGUUUCAAUGAUGCUGAUCUCCCGGUCGACACAUGGAAGAUCAUGAUGUACUCCGAGAUCCUGGACUAUCACAACGUCGAAGCCUCGGGGCAAAUGAUGUUCCCGGACGAAGUUCCGCAAUAAAACACGGCAACGGCAGGGUCCGAGACAUGGCCCCGAAUCUACAACACAGGGGUGGAGUAGAAGUCCCCUGGCUUCAUGAUACCACGACAUCAUGCCACAUGAUUUCUUACCGUCAUAAUCCACUUUUUUUUCCGGUCAACUUUGUAGGGGUUCUCCGAUUUUGUUUUUGUCUACAAUGUUUGAAGAGCGGGGAAGCGGAUACACAUCAGAAAA